AUGUUUGACAAAGCCGGUCCCACUGCAGCAGAGCUCUGGAGUGCAGCACAAGAGGAAGGGCCUUUCUCCACGGACCACGAGCUUUCAUAUGUGCAGUGGGACAAAGACUGUGGUGAGAGCCUCCCUCGGUGUAGUUUGACAACAAUCAAUAAUAUGGUGUACUUCCUGCAGCGCUCAGACUCUGACCACUACAUCCAGCCGCUGAUCGACUGA
Molecule: messenger RNA, 213 nt
Organism: Knipowitschia caucasica
Lineage: Eukaryota; Metazoa; Chordata; Actinopteri; Gobiiformes; Gobiidae
Source: the annotation of a GenBank genome assembly